Messenger RNA from Mycena indigotica, 1074 nucleotides. RefSeq lists its product as uncharacterized. Lineage: Eukaryota; Fungi; Basidiomycota; Agaricomycetes; Agaricales; Mycenaceae. The transcript is spliced from 6 exons. The record is from RefSeq and is a predicted model, not a curated record. The coding region runs from base 1 to 642 and encodes 213 amino acids.
AUGAAGCCUCUCCUCUCCGACUUUGAACGCGCGGCUUUUGGUCUGCCCCUCCUCAACGCGACUGCAUUAGUCGAAGGCAAGCUUCUGCUGUUGUGUUGCCUUGGACUUGCGCUUACCCUUUCUUUAGUUUCCCAACGGUGGCCCCCGACUUCCCGCGCCAUCAACUUUCUACUCCCUUCCGUGUGGCGACAUGCUCUCGCCAGCCAUUGGCUUGGCGGCAACGCUGUUGUUAUCCGUUUGGCCACCAAACUUCUUGUGUUCACCCCCCCGCCGUCUCCUCCCAUCCUGAUGUUGCAAGAGCGGCCAAACCUGUGCCCCGACGCGGAACCACUGCUGAUUCGUGGAUUUCAUCGGACUGAGAGGGGGAACCUCUGCUCGGACGCGGCAUUCUUCGCUGCUCUCUUUGUGGACCGUAACCUUGCACAUUGGAGCAACCUCUCCUUGUGUGUCACUGUCCUUGCUCGUGGACGAGCCCCACCAACAACAACGCCGGCUUGCGAACUCUUCCCAGAGGGUGUACCUCUGCUCGGAGGUCCUGUCCGGCUCAGCCUUGGUAUCUUCAUUGUCCCGGCGCGGGCAGUAAUUCGUUGCCGCUUCCAUUCUCGCAAGUCAGAGGGUGAACCUCUGCUCGCGCACUACUGAUCGUUUGCGGCCGGAGGCCAAGACAGCCGCCAGGACUGUCAACCACUUUCGUCCGGCAUAGUGCUCUGCCACUAUUCACAACUCGGGACUGAUCCACGCCGCUUUUCUUGUUGUAAGUUGUUUCUGUCGUCGGAAUGUGAUGCAGUACUGAAGUUUGGCUUAGCUGUUGUCGAGCGUGACACUGCACGGAGGGGGAACCUCUGCUCGCGCUUGUAAGUCAUUGCUUCUCCUUGUCUAUUCUAUUGUGCUGACGCCAAGCUUAGAUUUGUUGUUGCCUGUGAUGCUUGCCUGCAGGGGCAACCUUUGCCGGUGCGGGGGAACCUAUGCUGGUAUGUUCUCAUUUUGCUUUGCUGCGGCACAUGUUAUUGAUCUUAUAUCCCAAGGCUCCAUUUCGCUGCCUCAGCGCGGGAUUUCGAGGCGAUACUUGGCUGA